GCGCCCGAGUGGCAAUAGAAUUCAUUGUGGCCCAUUUUCAGCGCAAGGACUAUUCCGAACAUCGUCCCCAGCAUAUAUGCUCUUGCACAAUAAUGGAUAGAAUUAGCUGGCAGGAAAUUACUCGAGGUCAACAUGCAUUCGAAAGCAGUUCGUCGACGACAACAGUUCUACUUCUACACUUUUCUACAUUUACUGCAAACACGAUACCAGCACAACAUUAUCCGAGAGUCAGUAACAGCUCAGCGACACGCAGACGAGGUUCAUAGAGGAGGAUAUACAAACACCUGGUAUACAACAGCGUCUUACCAAUUUCCUUGAAGUCCAUAGCCGCUCCCGCCAGCGCGGCUUGUCGAU
This is a messenger RNA of Laetiporus sulphureus 93-53, 354 nucleotides long. RefSeq lists its product as uncharacterized. NCBI's taxonomy places the organism in Eukaryota, Fungi, Basidiomycota, Agaricomycetes, Polyporales, Laetiporaceae. Bases 133 to 318 code for a protein of 61 amino acids. The transcript has a single exon. The record is from RefSeq and is a predicted model, not a curated record.